This is a messenger RNA of Lodderomyces pseudojiufengensis, 1719 nucleotides long. It is a transcript of the gene ABC1, whose product is annotated as protein kinase. The transcript has a single exon. Gene Ontology annotation, biological process: ubiquinone biosynthetic process. NCBI's taxonomy places the organism in Eukaryota, Fungi, Ascomycota, Pichiomycetes, Serinales, Debaryomycetaceae. The record is from RefSeq and is a predicted model, not a curated record. Gene Ontology annotation, molecular function: kinase activity. The coding region runs from base 1 to 1719 and encodes 572 amino acids. Gene Ontology annotation, cellular component: extrinsic component of mitochondrial inner membrane.
AUGUCUAUCAGUAGAAGACUAUACGGAAUAGCAGUUGUCUCAAAUUCAUUAUUAAAUGUAACUGAAGGUUCAGUGAAAAUACUACAAAAAGAUGCUUGUAAUUAUAUACAAAACAAUUAUAUACUAAAUAUUAUACGAGAUAAAUUUGAUGAAAAUAAACAAAUGUGGGAUGAAACAAAAUCAAUAUCAUUAAGAACAAGACUAAAUAAUCAAAAUUCUCAAAAUCCAUUUCAAAAUUCAAAUCAAAUACGUACUUAUUCAACUAAAUCAUUUUAUCCUGGUGAAGAAGUAGAUUUAGAUGCACCAACUUUAAAUCCAACAACUCCUGUUCAAAUUACAACUAUAGAUACAACAUCAUCAUCACCAAAUUUUCCUAAACCUAAAUUAAGAGAACAUCAAUUACUGCAAAGUGAAAUUCCAAGUUCAAGAUUAGCAAGAAUUUUUCAUUAUGGUUCAUUAGCAGCUGGAAUGGGAUUAAAUGCUGCUACUCAAGGUUUAAAAAAUUAUGCAACUGGAGAAUCAAUGACUAUGAAAUCAUUAUUUUUAUCACCACAAAACAUUGAAAGAAUGGCUAAAAAAUUCUCAAAAAUGAGAGGUGCAGCUUUAAAAUUAGGUCAAAUGUUAUCCUUUCAAGAUGCUUCUAUUUUACCAAAAGAAAUUCAACAAAUUUUAUUAAGAGUUCAAAAUUCUGCUCAUUAUAUGCCUCCAGGACAAUUAGAAAGAGUAAUGGUUGGUGAUUUAGGUUUAAAUUGGAAAGAAAGAUUAUUUACUUCUUUUGAUGAUGUACCUAUUGCUGCUGCAUCAAUUGGUCAAGUUCAUACUGCUGUCACUGAAGAUUUAACUCCAGUUGUAGUUAAAGUUCAAUAUCCAGGAGUUGCAAAUUCAAUAGACUCUGAUUUAAAUAAUUUAUUAAUGAUUUUGACUGCUUCUUCAUUAUUACCAGCUGGAUUAUUUUUAGAUAAAACUAUUGCAAAUGCAAGAGUUGAAUUAAAAUGGGAAUGUGAUUAUAUAAGAGAAGCUCAAAAUUUAAUUAGAAUGAGAGAAUUUUUAAAAGAUGAUGAAGUAUUUACAGUACCAAGAGUUUUUCAUAAUAUAUGUGGAGAACAUGUUUUAACAAUGGAAAAAAUGAAAGGUAUAGAAAUUGUAAAAGGAAAUUGGGAUCAAAGUACCAAGAAUUGGAUUGCAACUAAUAUUAUGAGAUUAUGUUUAUUAGAAUUAAAAGAAUUUAAAUUUAUGCAAACUGAUCCAAAUUGGGCAAAUUUUUUAUAUAAUCAAGAAACAAAUAAAAUUGAAUUAUUAGAUUUUGGAGCAGCUCGUGAUUUUAGUGAAGAUUUUAUUACAAAUUAUGUAAAAGUUUUAAGAGCAGCAGUUAAAAAAGAUGCUAAAAGAGUUGAAGAAAUUUCUCAUGAUUUAGGUUAUUUAACUGGUUUAGAAUCUCCAGCAAUGAUAAAAGCUCAUGUUGAUUCAGUAAUGUGUUUAGGUGAAGCAUUUUCACCAAUUGAUAAUAAUGGACAACCAUUUAAUUUUAAAAAACAAACUAUUACUGAUAGAGUAAGAGGAAAUAUUGGAUUAAUGUUAAAUGAAAGAUUGGCUCCACCACCUGAAGAAACUUAUUCAUUACAUAGAAAAUUAAGUGGUGUUUUCUUAUUAUGUGCAAGAUUAAAUGCAACUGUUCCUUGUGAAGAUUUGUUUAGAGAAAUUGUUGGUUACGAAGAUUGA